Messenger RNA from Balaenoptera musculus (blue whale), 5652 nucleotides. It is a transcript of the gene BICC1, whose product is annotated as BicC family RNA binding protein 1. The coding region runs from base 113 to 2962 and encodes 949 amino acids. Gene Ontology annotation, cellular component: cytoplasm. Gene Ontology annotation, molecular function: protein binding; RNA binding. NCBI's taxonomy places the organism in Eukaryota, Metazoa, Chordata, Mammalia, Artiodactyla, Balaenopteridae. The transcript is spliced from 22 exons. The record is from RefSeq and is a predicted model, not a curated record.
CCACGAGCUAGCGUCGCGGCGCGGGGAGCCAGUCGAGCCCGGCGGGCGAGCGGAGGCGGCGGCGCAGGCAGAGCGGCGACCGCAGCCGGAGCCCGAGCGCCGCGCGCCCACCAUGGCCGCUCAAGGCGAGCCCGGCUACCUGGCGGCGCAGUCGGACCCGGGCUCCAACAGCGAGCGCAGCACCGACUCGCCCAUGCCCGGCUCGGAGGACGACCUGGUCGCCGGAGCGCCCCUGCACAGCCCCGAGUGGAGCGAGGAGCGCUUCCGCGUGGACAGGAAGAAACUUGAGGCCAUGUUACAAGCUGCUGCUGAAGGAAAAGGCAAAAGUGGGGAAGACUUUUUUCAGAAGAUCAUGGAGGAAACAAAUACGCAGAUUGCUUGGCCAUCAAAACUGAAGAUUGGCGCCAAAUCCAAGAAAGAUCCCCAUAUUAAGGUUUCUGGAAAGAAAGAAGAUGUUAAGGAAGCCAAGGAAAUGAUCAUGUCUGUCUUAGACACAAAAAGCAAUCGGGUCACCUUGAAGAUGGAUGUUUCACAUACAGAACAUUCUCAUGUAAUCGGCAAAGGUGGCAACAAUAUUAAGAAGGUGAUGGAAGAAACAGGAUGCCACAUCCACUUUCCAGAUUCCAACAGGAAUAAUCAAGCAGAAAAAAGCAACCAGGUAUCUAUAGCAGGACAACCGGCAGGAGUAGAAUCGGCCCGAGUUAGAAUUCGGGAGCUGCUUCCUUUGGUGCUGAUGUUUGAGCUGCCAAUUGCUGGAAUUCUUCAACCAGUGCCCGACCCUAAUUCCCCCUCUAUUCAGCACAUAUCACAAACGUACAACAUUUCAGUGUCAUUUAAACAGCGGUCCCGAAUGUACGGUGCUACUGUGAUAGUACGAGGGUCUCAGAAUAACACAAGUGCUGUGAAGGAAGGAACUGCCAUGCUAUUGGAGCAUCUCGCCGGGAGCUUGGCAUCCGCUAUCCCCGUGAGCACGCAACUAGAUAUCGCAGCUCAGCAUCAUCUCUUUAUGAUGGGUCGAAAUGGAAGCAACAUCAAACAUAUUAUGCAGAGAACGGGUGCUCAGAUCCACUUUCCCGAUCCCAGUAAUCCACAAAAGAAAUCCACCGUCUACCUCCAGGGCACCAUUGAGUCUGUCUGUCUUGCAAGGCAAUAUCUCAUGGGUUGUCUUCCUCUUGUGCUAAUGUUUGAUAUGAAGGAAGAAAUGGAAGUUGAUCCACAGUUCAUUGCUCAGCUGAUGGAGCAGCUCGACGUCUUCGUCAGUAUUAAACCGAAGCCAAAACAGCCGAGCAAGUCUGUGAUUGUGAAAAGUGUUGAGCGAAAUGCGUUAAAUAUGUAUGAAGCAAGGAAAUGUCUCCUCGGACUUGAAAGCAGUGGGGUUACCAUAGCAACCAGUCCAUCCCCAGCAUCGUGCCCUGCCGGCCUGGCAUGUCCCAGCCUGGAUAUCUUAGCUUCCGCAGGCCUCGGACUCACUGGACUAGGUCUUUUGGGACCCACUGCCUUAUCUCUCAAUACUUCGACAACCCCGAACUCACUUUUGAAUGCUCUCAAUAGCUCAGUCAGUCCUUUGCAAAGUCCGAGUUCUGGUACCCCUAGCCCCACAUUGUGGGCACCUCCACUCGCUAGUACUUCAAGUGCCACAGGUUUUUCUGCUAUACCACACCUUAUGAUUCCAUCUACUGCCCAAGCCACAUUAACCAAUAUUUUGUUGUCUGGAGUGCCCACCUAUGGGCACACAGCUCCAUCUCCCCCUCCUGGCUUGACUCCUGUUGAUGUCCAUAUCAACAGUAUGCAGACAGAAAGCAAAAAAAUCUCUGCUUCAUUAAAUGGACACACACAGUCUCCGAAUAUAAAAUAUGGUGCAAUAUCCACUUCAUCACUUGGAGAAAAAGUGCUGAGUGCGAAUCAUGGUGACCCAUCGAGACAAACAACUGCAUCUGAGCAGGCAUCUACCAAAUCAAACCCUGCAGAAGGUUGUAAUGAUGCUUUUGUUGAAGUAGGCAUGCCCCGAAGUCCUUCCCAUUCUGGAAAUGCUGGUGACUUGAAACAGAUGAUGGGUCCCUCCAAAGUUUCCUGUGCCAAGAGGCAGACAGUAGAACUAUUGCAAGGCACGAAAAACUCACACUUACACAGCACUGACAGGUUGCUCUCCGAUCCUGAGCUGAGUGCUGCAGAAAGCCCGCUGGCUGACAAGAAGGCUCCAGGGAGUGAGCGUGCUGCAGAGAGGGCUGCGGCUGCCCAGCAGAACAGUGAAAGGGCCCGCCUGGCCCCACGGCCAUCAUAUGUCAACAUGCAGGCAUUUGACUAUGAACAAAAAAAGCUAUUAGCAACCAAAGCUAUGUUAAAGAAACCAGUGGUGACGGAGGUCAGAACACCCACAAAUACCUGGAGUGGCCUCGGGUUUUCUAAAUCCAUGCCCGCUGAAACUAUCAAGGAGCUGAGGAGGGCCAACCAUGUGUCCUAUAAGCCCACAAUGACAACCACUUUUGAGGGUUCGUCAAUGUCCCUCUCGAGGUCCAACAGUCGUGAACACCUGGGGAGUGGAAGCGAAUCCGAUAACUGGAGAGACCGAAAUGGAAUAGGACCCGCAAGUCAUAGUGAAUUUGCAGCUUCUAUUGGCAGCCCCAAGCGUAAACAGAACAAAUCAACGGAGCACUAUCUCAGCAGUAGCAACUACAUGGACUGCAUUUCCUCGCUGACGGGAAGCAACGGCUGUAACCUGAACAGCUCUUUCAAAGGCUCUGACCUCCCUGAGCUCUUCAGCAAACUGGGCCUGGGCAAAUACACGGACGUCUUCCAGCAACAAGAGAUCGAUCUUCAGACAUUCCUCACUCUCACAGACCAGGAUCUGAAGGAGCUGGGAAUUACAACUUUCGGUGCCAGGAGGAAAAUGCUGCUUGCAAUCUCAGUUUGUGACUCUGUUCAGAUCCGCAACAAGAUCCUGAGAGCUGCCAGGAUUGUGUGAACCUUGGAAUUUCAAAGAAAAAGAACUAAAUAAAAACCGAAGAAAGCUCUUUGAACCGCCAAAUACACGCACCUCUUUCCUGGAAGGCGGAGCAAGUGGGAGGCUACCCCGUCAGUAUCACUCAGACAUUGCUAGUGUCAGUGGCCGCUGGUAGCGGUACCGUCCAGGCACACGCCCGCCAACUCUGUCAAGUUGGACGCAGGAGAUCUGUGAACAGCCUUCACUGCACACCGUCCUCAGCACUCGGGUGUCUGGUAUCAGGACCAAAGCAUCUUAUUCGCACCUGAACUUUGUGCCGAAAAGAGAGAAGAUGACGUUCUUAUGUCAUCCUACAGAAUGCCACACGAGGAUUACUUUUUUUUUCCUAACGGCAAUUGGACAGAAUUUGCAAUAUGAGGGUAGGGCUUUAUUUCCUGUUUUUAUUUACAUAUAUAAUAACAUAUGCACUGAUUUUUUUUACUUAACAUGAAGGCUGAGUUGACAUCUGGGAUGCCAGAAAACACAGAAGUUAUUUUGUUUGUUUGCUUAUUUUGUUUUGGUAUUUGGGGAUUUUUUUAAAAAAAAAUAAUCAAAGUGGAAUUUUCUGGUACUGCUUUAAAAUAAUUAUUGAGGUCUUUCAGCACUUUACACUUUCUUCUUGUCCUGUGGAAAUUAUCUCUCUUUCUCUCGUUUUUAUGUCACCUGAUGUAUUGGUACAAAUCAGACUGCGUUAAAUUUUUAUUUGACAUAGUAGUACUGGAUUAUUAGUUUUUGUGCAGAAUAGUCUGUGACUUCGGGAAAUGUAAGUGACUCCACUUGGUUAUGGACCAGUUCUGUUCAUGUAUGUCAGCAUCCUAGAAACACUUAGCAAUGAACCUAGUUCACUGUAACAGGUGCGAGCAAAGAAAGACCAAAUGGACUUUGCAAUAUUAACCCUUUGCAGUCAUCAUAUUUAGCUGCUGCCUUUAUUGCUAAAAUGUUUUUAAUGGUUGUCUGAAGGCAAAGGGCUAUUUUUAGUAUACUGCCACUAAAGGACACUUAUUUAUAUCAAACUUUUAUUUUUAGAUAUUAUAAGCAUACCGUACAUAACUGAUUAAAUUGAUAUCUACUAGAGAUUUAUGGUAGAGAAUGGACGGCAUUCAAUAACUGGAGCCCUAGAUUGUCACUUUAUUUAAAAAAGAUAAAUAAUCAUCUGACAAGACAGCACUGUUGCCAUAAGGAGGAGAAAUACAUUACUGUCCUUAUGUACACAUUAGCUGUGCUCCAUAUGGUCACAGGACUUUCCUAAAACCGUAUCUGUCUGCUUGAAGUAGACUUGGGUUUGUUGAGAAUGGAAAGGCUUUAUUUAAGUCUCCAGGGUGACAGUUUACAAAGACAGCAGAGUUCUGAAGGAGGAAAAAUAAAAGACUAUUUUGUAAGUGGCUAAACUCAUUGUUACAAUCUUGAUACUGUGAAAGUCCAAGAAAUCAGGCAACAUUGUUUCCUAGGUCUUUUCAGACAUCUUAUUAUGGAUUUAUGAAGGGUUUUCAAUCCAUGAAGACAAUCACUAAGUGCCUCUCUUUCUUCAAAGCAAUAUUAUUUCCAAGUGUAUUAAUUUGUUGGAAAACUUUCCCAUAGGACAUGUGGUGACUUACCUGUACUGUAAUGACUUAUUUAUGUUCAGUAUUCGAGACUUUCUACAUGGACAUAAACCACUGUCACGUGCUCUCCACAGAAGGCAUUAGAUUCAUACACAACAAUUGGGGACUUUCAUACAAAUGUGGGAUCAGAAAUACUUGUCUUAUUUUUUCCAUGGUUAAGUAAGUCUUACCAUUAAAGUAAGAACAAGAAUCGGAGAGAAAUUUUGCACACCGAAAAAUUUUCACUUAAAAAAAAAAAAAGAGUAUUGGUUACCGUGAAGGCAUAGAUAAUGGACCUGUCAUAAAAUUAUCAAUUAUAACAGCACUAAGGAGAUGCCUGUUCCCAAACAGAACUGUGUGUGCUUAAGGAUGUAGAACUAAAUCGCUCCCUUCACAAGUACAAUGGAAUGAUCCUGCAUGUGUGUCACAUGUAUGCAGGUCAUCACAUGGAGCUCCCUGCCUUAUAUGGCUAUAUGAACACAUCACGCUACACAUUCAGCAACAGAGUAAGAAUUCCAGAUCAGUUUCCUGUGCAACAACUCAGUGCUCUAAAUCUUAUCAUUUCUUUAAUAAGACCUCCUCCCCAAAUAAAAAAUAAUCAUUUGGAGUCUUUCCCCCCAGCUCUCUACCAUGCAUUUGCAACAGGAGGAAGAUGGAAUGAUUUGCAGUAUUGAGUUGAUAUAGGUUUUAUGAACAGUGCUUUGAUAUUAUGCCAAAGGGAAAACUGUCCCAAUUAAACCAGAUUAAAUAGGGUGGCUAAAAAAAUAAAUAAAAAAACACUGGAAAUCACUUUUCUCACUUUCUCUUGAUGCAAUGAAGGGAUUAUGACACUACAGUAUACGGUGUUGUCAGUGUUAUAUGAUGCACAAAAUAUUUGGAUUAUUUGAAUAAAUGUUUUUAAUCAAUCUGUGCCUUAAUAGUGACCGGUUAUCUGUAAAUAUAGAACAGAUACAGAUUGUAUUUUUGUGUGGGUUUUUGUCCUUUUAGUGACUUUUUUUUAAAAAAUGAGAGAUGGAAUUAAACAUUGAAAAUGGGAAUUUUUUCUAAACUAAUCAAUUGUUAUAUGAAAAAUAAAUUUAUAUAACCCCUUUG